Molecule: messenger RNA, 3615 nt
Organism: Penicillium longicatenatum
Lineage: Eukaryota; Fungi; Ascomycota; Eurotiomycetes; Eurotiales; Aspergillaceae
Product: DUF3433 domain-containing protein
Exons: 1
Coding region: 1-3615 (1204 amino acids)
Biological process (GO): electron transport chain
Cellular component (GO): membrane
Source: RefSeq, a predicted model, not a curated record
AUGAACCUCAAAAGGCAUGGGAAAAACGAAAUUAAUUCAAUUUCCUCGGUUUCUUCUCAUGCAGCCGGGGCAAUAAACCCCCAAAAAUCUGGCUGGCGACCUAUCUAUCUACGAAAAUGGGUUUUGAUUUUGUUCGUGAUAACUUUCUGCGCAAUUAUCGCCGUCCUCGAAGUCCUCAACUACGUAUCCUCUGCCAAUCAGGGUCUCGCAUCCUCCGUUGAAAGCCGCCACUACCUCUGGACCUACGGACCAACCGCUAUUCUCACUGUUAUUGCUGCACUAUGGGCACGCGUGGAAUUUCAAGCAAAACAAAGCGCGCCAUGGCAAGCGAUGUUCGAAAAGCCAGAAGAGCCUGAAAAGAGUGUGCUCCUCGACUACAUCUCUGGGAUGCAACCCGUUGCACUGGUCAGUGCUAUGGGAAACAAGCACUAUGUUGUUGCUGCUGGAAUUGCCUGCUCCCUUCUCUUGCGACUUCUCAUCAUUGUCUCCACUUCCUUGUUCAGCUUAGAAGAGGUGCAAGUGUCGAAAAGCAAUGUUCCGAUCCUGCUUCAAGGCAAUUUCAGCACGCUCAGUGUCUCUGAUUUUUCCAACGCCGUUUACAAUCCAUUCAACGUCAUCAAUGGCAUUCUCUUCGCAGAUGUUUCCUAUAUGGACGGUACCACUGCGAAUCUCACUUUUCCAACCUUUUCUGCUCCGACCAUUUCCAACGAUUCCGUCAUUAUGGCAAACAUUACUGGCCUCGUUUCCAAUCUAGACUGUGAGUCUGCUCAUCUCGAUAUAAAUCUUUGGCAAUUGCAGACGGUUUGGGUCGGGUCCAAGUCUCCCGGGGGCACUGUUCAGGUGGAAGAUAAUGUACUUUCGUCCUCAACGUGCGAUAUAUCCAAUGUGUCCAUUUCGAUUCCAUCUAAUCAGGAGACUGGUGCCCAGGUCACUUCAAAAACCCCUUUUGCCGCACGGCUCAAGUCUGGGAAAUGCAGCAACAGCGAUGAUCUGAAUGAAAAUCGCGUUAUAAUGAUAGCUGUGGAAGCUCAUUUGGGUAAUUCUACUGAAUCGCCAUACGGCAAUUUCACAGCUGAUGGAAUUGAUUUUUAUGGAAAUUCUGAUUGGCAUAGAACAACGGUUAAUAUCACUGCCAAGCGUGUAGUGGCGGCUAUCUGCAAGCCGACUUUCUCAAUUCUCAGGAUGAUGGCAACGACUAAUACAACCGAUAAGUCGUCGACUACCCAUCUUGAGGUGACUGGUAUUGAGCGAACGGACUUACCGCACUUGACAGCGUGGCAAGUUGCGAAAAACAUUUUGGAAGAGUCUGUUGACAUCGAUAUCUACCAGCCGAUUGUUGAUUCAGAUCAAUUCCGAGCUACAAAUAAGACGCUGGUAGACGUUGACUACUCCAUACAACUAGGUGCCAAGUUUAUCGGAGAAACUGGAAGCAUCGAUAAUUUGCUCAAAGAUGGAGUUCUUUCGAAUGCCGCUUCGACAUAUUAUCGUGCAAUGGGUGCUCAGUUGGUUCACCAGGGGCUUAUAUCACAGUCGCAGUCGGCUUCUCUUGGCUCGGCAGUUGUUAGUGAGAAUCGAGUCAUCAUGGCCCAGGUGCCACUCCGCGCCAUGGAAGCUUGUUUAACUCUAAUAACCAUGUUCGCAAUAACGAUGGUUGUCUUGGUCACUACUGCGCAGCUGUCACCUUUCAACCCAACCUCUAUCGCUGCCGUCGCUGCAAUAUUGUCGAACAGCAAAGUGCUUCGGGAAUCUCUCUGUGGGAGCAGUGCUACGCGUUUGAAACGUCUCUCUCAAAUUCUACAGAGGCGGCGCUAUUAUACGGAGCGUACACCAGAAGGGUUCUGUAUCGCUGCCGUGGGCGAUGAGACUAAAAGUCACAUCGAAUACAACGACACUAAACUUAAACCUCAGAAACCACAGUGGAGCCCACUUCCAAAUAAGAUGUUUCGUGUGAUCAUUUUUAUUGUGGUGACAUUGUUAAUAGUCGCUUUGGAGACUCUUUUGUACUUUUCUCAAUCCAACGACGGACUUGGAGAUGUCCCUUCAAAUGAUGAAACCAUUCACUACCUGUGGACCAUGAUUCCAGCACUGGUUAUGGUCAUAAUUGGCCUUCUUUUUGGAAGUAUGGACUUCAACACCAGGUGUCUGGCACCAUACGUUAGCUUGAAGCACGAGACCGGUGCAUCUUCACAGUUUAUGGCUAUGGAUUUUCUUGACUCAUUAAGCACAACCACCAUCGUCAAGUCCGUUCGAAUGAAGCAUUUCGCCGUCUUGGCUGCAACACUGGCUACGCUCAUCACCUCUUUCUUGACCAUCGUCACGAGUGGUCUCUAUACAGCAGUCAACGUACCGGGAAAGAUCACAAUGGACUUCACCCAAGAGACAAGCUUCCAAGGAGCCUCCUCUGGUGACUACGAGACUGGUGUCUUGACAGCAGAAUAUAUCCUCCAAGAUAAUCUCGCUUAUCCGAGAUGGACAUAUAAAGAGCUCGCCUUUCCCAAACUAUCUAUGAACACAACCACCAAUAGGAAUUUAUCGGACUCGUUCGUCGAUAUCCUCGUCCCCGCAAUGAGAGGAACCGUCGCCUGCAAGCUCCAAACAGGAGACGAACUAAACGCAACAUUCAGCUCAAGUGAAAUGACAAUCACCUACGACAUCUUAAAUGAGCCAUGCAGUUUCAACAGCACAUCUUGGACAAAACAAACCCUGACUUUCGACCUAGAGCCCCACACUCUCUUUGGUCGUUCGGUGCCCAACACGUGCGUUGGUGACCAAGCUAGUGGCACGGUCAAGGUUAGUGCUUCAAGCAUUGCCACUAUGUCCUAUAUAUGGGGUACAAUGCAAAAUGACUCUUUUAAACACAUCGCGGCUUUGACAUGUCAAGAAUCAGCAGAGAUAGUGGAUACACAAACACGGUUCAUUCUUCCUGAUUUUGAUAUCUCGGAGACCAAUCCACCCGUUCCAGAUGAAUCGACUGCACGAACAGCAAAGAAUUACACGACUAGUGAUGCAUGGGGUACUAUGUCACAGAGCGAUCCUGGUGUAAUGUUCGAUUCUUUCUUCCAAUCGCUUAUUUUUGGAAAAUAUGCCAUUCCGGAAGAAUGGGUUGGCAGCAAGGCGUAUAAUCAGAAGGUCAUCGAUGCCAUUAAAUUUCAGAACAUUUUUAUGAGAGCGCAAGUUUUCAAUACGUUCAAUCGAGAGACGGUGGAUGGGUCUGGUGUUUCGCCUCUGGCAGGGAAUGUUACAACGUCCGGACAGCGGCGCUUGUUUCAGGAUGUUGUUUCGACACGGGUUCUGGACAUUUUACUUGGCCUGUUACUCCUUUUGGGGAUUUCUGGUUCUGUGCUGAUGAAUACCGAUCAUGUUCUUCCAAAAAAUCCAUGCAGCAUUGCUGCUGUGGCUAGUCUUUUGGCGGAUUCGAAUUUCUUGCAUCGGUUUGGUGCAGAUGUGGAUCCGAAUGAUAAAGGGAUUGAGAAGCUUUUUUCGAAUUGUCGGUUUUUUCUUGGGUUGUGCUAUGAUGGACCUUUGAGGGGGUCUAAUGAUGAUCGAUUUACUGUUUAUCUUACGGACUAUGGGAUUGAGAAGGAUCUUCCUUUGGCUCCCGAGGAGAUGAUAUAA